CCAAGCGGUUGCUUCACAUUUUUACAUCCGGUGAAAUAUCUGUCUCAUUGUUCUAUCGGUUCUUCCUCUCUGAUUUCAGGAAGAACAGUUAAUGGCCGUGUUCGAGGUUAAUGGCUAGAAGGGAUACAGCUUUUGUCAAAUGAGCCUUCUAGCCAUGUAUGUGUUCAAGAGUCAAAAGCGCAAUGUAUAAUGGGUAAAUUGUGACUGACUGACUUUUUAGUAAAUAAUAAUGAGUCGUUACUUAUGAUGCAAGGUGAUUUGUAGAUCAGUCAGUAGACAGUCGCCUGCAGUCGUUUUGAUGCUCUCGAACGCGGCCGAUGUUUCUUCAGCGUCAGUAGAGCGGGCAUUAACUUCAGCCUUUCUCCUCUUAAGAACUCUUAGAGAUAUCCCUGCGUAGAUAAAAUCGUCAGGAGUUAUGGAACACAAGAUUGAUUUUCAAGAACUCCUGGCCAGACUGGUUAUCUCAGAGCCAACAGAUCCUAUUAUCAAGUGCAUUAUUAAUAAUAAUCUGGAGAGACUGAAGAAAUUGAUUAGAGGCAAGGACAUCAAUGCAUUGUACCCUUGUGUUGAGUUACAAGAUGAAGUAACCCCUUUAAUGGCUGCUGUUGCAUUUGCAAAUCAGGAGAUUUGUACAUUUCUUCUGGGAAAAGGUGCUGACCCCAACAAACCAUCAAAGAGAUAUUUAGUACCACUGCAUUAUGCUGGACUGCAGAAAGUUCCAGUGAAUAUAGUGACAACAUUACUGGAAGCAAAGGCAGAUCCAAAUGGUCUAGUAGAAACAGGCCUACCUGUAAAACCAAAGUUCUCUCCAAUUCAAUUAGCACAUGACAGAGAGGAUGUUGUGAAGAAGUUGCUCGAAUCUGGAGCUGUAAUGUGGCUAAAUCAUGGCAUCCAUCCUGCAAUUGAUCUGAAAUUGGCCACAAUAAUUGAAAACUUUGCUAAAGAGAGUGAGUUCUUUUCCAAAAUCAAGAUUUUUUAAAAUUUUGUGGAAGCAGUAAAACAAACAUCCCCAACAGAAGUGUUCAGCAGCUUUGCCCAGAACCUUCGACAGGUGAACCCCCAAACCCACCUUACUAUGGUUGACAUGUGCUUUAACAUUGACGGUCCAUAUGCAGAAAAAUACCCCCAAACAGCCAUUACAUGGUUGAACGACUCCAAUAAACUAGAUUACUAUGUUGAAGAUGUAAGCAAACGUCUGUCUACAAUUCCUCAGCUUUUUAGGACAAUUGCAUUGAAAUCCUUAGAUAGAGUUGUUUGCGCCAUGAAGGAAAUACCCAAUGAGCUGUCACUUACCCUAAUUCCUGAGUUAGUGAAACUGCUUUCCUGUAAAACAGAAGAUGAUCUUGUUCCAUUGAUCAUUGUUAUACUCUAUGGCAUCACACAGAAGACAAAAGACAAGGAUCGUUGGAGCAACUCUGACCUUGAGGAAAUAUGCAAGCACAUUGUCCCAUGCACACAGAGGAAGGGUUAUCCCUCUGAAUUGAAGAUGUAUGCCUAUGCCUUGCUAGCAGAUCUUUACACAUUUAGUUGUGUUCCUGGUUACAUCAGCUUUCUGGGACUGACUCCGGUACCUGAAGAACUACUUAUCUGGGGACGGGAUGAAAACCUGAAAGUAAAGAUGAGAGAUUUAAACAAGUCCUUAAACGGACAACAUUCUGUCUCCAAGUCAGCAAGUGAAGAUUCAAAAGACAGUCAUUUGUCAGAAACCAAGAAGAAGAAGAAGAAGAAGAAGAAGAGGGGAACGGCAGAAAAACAAGACAUACCAAAAGAAGAGACCGACACACAAGAAAAUAAAACCUGUUUAGCCUUCAAUACUUCAUCUACUGCUGUUGAGGAAUCUGGCCUUGAUCAGUGUUCUAGUGUCAAGCCGUUCCACCCCACCACUGACACGUCACCAUCACAGCGCAAAUGGCUCAAAGUCAGCAAGCGGUGGGAGACACAGUUAGAGAAGCUUGCCAACGUGGAUGAACGUAAAGUUUAUAGGGUAGGAAACCUCACUAUUGUAGAUGAUGCAGAAUUCUACAUAGCAAAGGGAAGUGAUGGAACUGAGGUCUUCUUGGGCCUCAGGGAUGAUGGCACUGAAGUAGCCAUAAAGAGAAUGACCAGAUUAAACUAUCAAGUUCUCAAGAAUGAGGAGGAAUUCCUACGUCUUCCUAAACUUGAUAAUCCCUACAUUGUAAGAUAUGUUGACUUUGCAGAGGAUACAAUCUUUGGCUACCUUGUUCUUCAGCUGUGCGAAUACACCUUGGAUGAAUACAUCAAUGACCACUUACCAAAGGACAACCCUCAUGUUCUGAAUGAAAUUGUACAUGAUGUUCUCUCUAGUCUAGGAGUGCUUCACAGUAAAGACACCAACAUACUCCACAGGGAUAUCAAACCCCAGAAUGUUUUGAUAGAUGUUACCGGCAGGGCACGAUUAGCUGAUUUUGGUAUAAGUCGACAAUUGACCACGGGACAAACGACUGUAAAAACAAGAAGUGCUGGAACAAAAUGCUGGAUGGCCAGGGAAACUUUCGAUGAAGAUGGCGAUAUCAGAUAUAAGCGGAGCACUGAUAUUCAGGUGGUUGGAAUGUUGACAUAUUACAUCCUGUCUGGUGGACACCACCCCUUUGGCAGAGGUCCUCGAUGUGAGAGCAACAUUCUGGAUGGGAAGUACAAUCUGGAUCACGUUGUAGAUGAGGUUACAAAUGACCUCAUUGAGUGGAUGAUCAACAAAGACCCAAAAAAGAGACCUACUGUGGAGGAGACCUUGGAUCACCCCUACUUCUGGGAUGAGAAGAGGAAAGUUGAGUACUUGAGAAGAAUUGGGAAUGAGAAGGAGGUCGGGAAGUAUAGUGAUGCUGACCCAGAACUUCUAGAAGCUCUGAAACAAAGUGCCAUGGAGAGAACCUUCUGCCAGUGGAAAUCCAAGCUGCCGCCUGAUUUGAUCGAGAAGAUGGAUGGCAGAAAGCCCUACCCUGAGAACAUGUUGGGGUUACUACGCUUCAUACGCAACCUCCAUGAGCACUAUGCUGAGGAUUUUGAGUCUGUUGACCUGAUGAAAAUGUUCCCUGAUCUCUUUGGAUGUGUCUACAUGUUGGCCAAGAAACAGGACUGGAAUUCAAGGCCUGGUCUGAAAAAAAUGUGUCCGAGAGAUUUAAGCUCAUGAUUCUGAAAUGUAAACUGUAUGCCAUUUUAAACUGAUGAAAUAUGAACUAAUGUCAUACUCAAGACUCUUUGUAAGUAGAGCCAGUGAUCUGUGUUAAGGACAUUUUAUAUUCUACAUUUUCACUGAUAGACCUAAUAUACAUGUGAUUUUUACAAACCAAGAUUACAUGGUUGUAGCAUACCUAUCAUGGGGGAUUUGAAUGUAAAAUAUAACCUUGUGAAAUCUAAGGCUUUUUGUUUACUUGUUUCAGCUUACUUUUUACACAAAGCAUUGAUAUGAUAGCAAUGACUUGUCAACUUUAUUGUUCAUGCAGUUGUUUUUUUAAAGGAAUCUAGUAGGUUUUGUCCAGUGUUGUCCACUUGUUUUUGUUGUUUUCCAUUUUAACACAGCUGGUAGACAACAUAAAAUAUGCCUCAGUGACACUUCUACUCUAACAACUCAAACAUUCAUGGUUGUUUUUAUUUGGAGGUUUACGGGAUUUGUAAUAAUAUGAAUUAUCUGGAUGAGAUUUUCUAGAGAUGUCUGGAUCAAAAUGUUUACAUACUAUCGUUUCUUUAUUUUUUACAUCUGUGUAUUGCUUGGUAUGAACAUGAAGCCUACCAAGUGUUUAUUGAAACAACUGUUCUCUAUUCAGUGAUUCAAUCAAGGAGCUCUGACGCCCUUUUGUGGAUAGAACUGAGGAUCAUCCGUUUUCUAUGAAUUGAACACCAAAAGAAUCCAGCAAGUCUCAAUAUAAUAAAAGGUAUAAAAUA
Molecule: messenger RNA, 3900 nt
Organism: Oncorhynchus nerka (sockeye salmon)
Lineage: Eukaryota; Metazoa; Chordata; Actinopteri; Salmoniformes; Salmonidae
Exons: 7
Coding region: 1076-3148 (690 amino acids)
Biological process (GO): intrinsic apoptotic signaling pathway in response to endoplasmic reticulum stress; protein phosphorylation; IRE1-mediated unfolded protein response
Cellular component (GO): IRE1-TRAF2-ASK1 complex
Molecular function (GO): protein serine/threonine kinase activity; RNA endonuclease activity; ATP binding
Source: RefSeq, a predicted model, not a curated record